Messenger RNA from Didymodactylos carnosus, 1710 nucleotides. Lineage: Eukaryota; Metazoa; Rotifera; Eurotatoria; Philodinida; Philodinidae. The record is from the annotation of a GenBank genome assembly.
AUGACAACUGAUACUUCAUCCAAUUCAAACUCCGAUGUUUUCAAUAACAACAAAUGUUCACCGAUAGCUUCAAAUGAUUUAGCGACUUUGUUAGAAGCAUUACCCUCUCUUUCAUUACAUAAUACUUCUAAUAUUGGGGACGAAGUAGAAUCCGCCGUAUUUAUUAAUAAUAAUGAUGAUCAUGAACAGACCGUAGAGGAACGGAGAUUUACAUCAACUGGAUUAAUUAGUGAACUUAUUCGGCAGACGUCGGUGCUAAAUACCGUUCAUGACAAUGGCGCAUCAGAUGAUGCAAGUUAUCAUUCAGCCGAUGAACAGGCAUUAGUGUCUACUAUACAAACAAGAAUUGAUGAUGAACAAUCAUCAGCCAUAUCAACACUCACAACCACAUCGUCGUCAAAUGAACAAAAUAUACCUAAACAUGAGCAGUAUAGGGAAGAUAUCGAACAGAGUCUUACGGACGAUGAUUAUGAACAAUUAUUGAAAGGUGAUGUUAAACAUAUAUUCAUUUUAAGCGAUAAUGGAAAGCCAGUUUUUUCAAGAUAUGGUGACGAAGAAAAACUGUUAACAUUGAUGGGCGUUAUGCAAACAUUAAUAUCCUUUUCUGAAAUCCACGAUCGUAAUCAGCUAAAUUAUAUUAAAGCCGGACGUAGUCGUAUUGUCUUUUUACACAAAGAACCGUUGGUAUUUGUAUUAGUCACGCAUUUAAAUGAACAUCAUAGUUGUUUAUUACAACAACUAAACUACUGUUACUAUCAAAUAAUAAGUACUUUAACAUUGAGUCGAAUCAAACAUAAAUUUCAAGUACAACCAAAUUUUGACUUAAGACGAUGGUUAUCAAAUGCUGAAAAAAAGUUGUUACACAAUAUUAUUGAGAUGCAUGAAAUAGAUCCUGGAAUGAUGAUGACAUGUGCAAAAUGUCUUACUAUACCAUCAAAUAUCAGAAGUCAAAUUGGUUUGGCCGUGGCACAAACAAUACGUGGACAAAAAGAUAUGAUAUUUGCAAUUAUACUUGCCCAAGGACAUCUUGUCUCGAUUGCACGUUUAAAACAGUAUCAUUUACAUCCAUCUGAUUUACAUUUGUUGAUUAAUCUUGUGAAUAGUUCAGAUGCAUUUAAAGGUGUAGAAGCAUGGGUUCCUGUUUGUUUGCCACGUUUUGAUCCAGGCGGUUGUUUACAUGCCCAUAUAUCUUAUUUGGAUGAUGCUUGUGAUAUAUGUCUUGUUUUAAUGACGGUGAAUGCCGAAAACUUUCAGAUAUUAUCCGAUUUCAAACAAAAAAUCUCCGAUAAACUAAAGAAGAACGGUUUAAUUGGUCAAAUCAAUAUAGCAUUAGUACGUGAUAGAAUGUUUUCGGACGAAAUUGGUUGUAAUGAAUUACGUUAUUUUGCCUAUAAAUCACGUGGUUUAAGUCAGUAUACAUGUUCAAAAUUAUUAGCACCAUACACUACAAAAGAACAACACAUUCGAUUAUUCGAUCUAAUCCGUUAUGUUUAUGGACGAUUACAUGAUCCAAGUCACCAAUUGAAAAUUGUCUAUUAUGCAGCUGAAUAUGAAUCGUUACUGGGUUGGCUUGCACCAGGUUUUGAAAUGCACGUGGUCUUUUCACCUAUGGUUACAUUAGAUACAGUAACAACUUGUAUUGAUCGUAUAUUGACUUAUAUCAAACGAGAAGAAAGUCAACUAUUUAUAAUGAAAUGUGAAUAUUUUUGA